CUGCGGCCAGCGCGGUUGCUAUGACGCUCCGGCCUGAGAAGGCACCUGCGGCUGGCAGCGGAGCAGCGGUGGAGGAGCCGUGCGACUCGGGACUCUCCAAAAGACAAUUUCCGACCUGGUUCCUGAGGUUCCCCCUGUUCCCGCUUCAGCCCCGAGGAGGAAAGCGCCUACUCCCCGUCCCUUUUCGGCAUUCUACGUCUUUCCCGUUCGUCUCCCCACUAUGGCCUGAAACAGGAGAGCCUGUCGUAGCUCUGCCUUUGUAGUCGCGGGCUGGAGUGAAACCGCCUGAAGAAGGGCUCGCCCGUCUCCUGGGACCCAGCCGCCCCAGGCCUUUAGGUUUAGGCUGCCUGUCUUGCUGAGAGAGAGCUUGGAACCCCGUCAGUCAGCUAGGCGGGCGUUCCUUUUCCCACCGCCCAGGCGAAGACUCGGCCCUGCACCGCCAACCGCGCCUGAAGGUCCCGGCCCGGACGAAGUCCUCGGAGCCACGGCUUCCCCUGGUUGUAGGCUGUUUUCUGCCUUUUCGCCUUAGGUUCAUCAUGCGGAACCUUAAUUCCCGAUGAAGCUCUGGAGGCCUUUUGUAUCUUCAGCAUCAGACGUCAUCAAAUAGAUCUGGAGCUUCACAGAGAUGGAUUAUUAUUUAAUGCUAACAAUCCCAUGAGAAUGAAGACAGGCUGAGCACUGCUACCAGAAAUUUAGAAGAGCUUACAGUGAAGCACACGGAAGCAAUGAAAGAAUUAAGAAAUUCAGAUUGCUUGGAAAUCACUCUGCUGUGUUUCAUCAUCUCAGCUCAGAUGGAAAAGUAUGCAAACCGUGUCCAUACCUUAACAGAGGAAAGAGAAACAUUGUCUCACGGUUGUGAAAAGGAAAACAAACAGUUUAGACAUGAGGUUAAAGUGCUCCAACCGAAACAGGAAGUGCAAAUAAAAGAGGUUGAAGAAAUGUUGUAUCAAGAGGGCUUAUCUGAAAUAGCUCUGAGCAGCCCCAGUGAACAGAUUGCAUACUUACUGGUAGAAAGAAGUACACUCUUGCAGAAACUGGAAGCCCGGGGCCCAAAGCCAGAGUCACAAAGGUGUAUGACCAGUAAAUUCCUGAAAGAACAUCCCCAGGAGAACUUUGAACAAAACCACCAGCCUCUGUGGAGAGAACAGGAGAAACAUCAGGAACAUGUGCAGCAGUCUAAAAAAAAUGUGAGAGAGUCCCAUAAUGAAGACCUGGAAAAAGAUAAAACAUCACAAAACUGCCUAGAGAGAAAUGCAGAACAAGUAGCAGAGAGGUUAAGGAUGGCCCAAGAAGAAAUCCGAAGGCUCACUGAUGAGCUACAAGGGAAGGAGAAAGAACAGAGUAAAUUAGACUCUGCACUUAAGAAGGCUCAACUAGAAAUAGAACACUUGAAAGAAAAUUUGAUAAAGUUGAAAGAGAAUGAUUCAAUUGACCUACAGAAAGCAAAGGAACGUAAUCAGAGACUGGAUGAAGAAAUUCUGGCUUUAAGAAAUCGUGUUCGAUCACUUGACUCAGAAAAAAAAGUGCUUGGAGAAGUAGUUGAAAGUCUCAAAGGAAAGAUUCAUGAAUCUCAAGAGAAUAAGCAACUUGGAAACCACUCCCCUGGGAAAACUGUGGGUGCUGAACAGAGAGAACAGAUUUUGAAAAUGAGCCAAGAAAAAAUUGACAUAUUUGAAAGUAAGUUGUCAGAAGAGAGAGAAAGGAGAAAGCAAUCGACAUCUGAUCUUAAUACUGUACAGAAGGCUUUGAAAGUCGAUAGUGAGGAGUUGCAAAAAUCAAGGUCAGAACUUAUAUGCCUUUAUAAUGAAAUUCAAAGUCUUCCAAGGGCAGCAGAAUACAGAGACAAUUAUUUAAUAACAUAUGACCUGCUACAAAGAGAGAAUUCUGAAUUAGAAACAAAGGUCUUGAAGCUUUCACAAGAAUUUGAACAAUUAAAUCAUUUUACUGUAGAGAGAAAAACUGCAGCUACUAAUUUAAUUACAGGUGAAAAUAUCUGUAAAGAUCUUGUGUCUAAAGAACCAAUUUUGGAAGUAGAGAUUCAAAGCCCAAAGGAAGAGGAAAAGGAACUCUGUCCUGAACUAGGAGAAAGUAAGCAGAAGGAAAUUCCUGAGGAGUCAGUAGAGGAGGGCACUUUGCCAAAAGAGAGGCAGGAGGAGGAGGACUCACAACAGAACCAAGAUAUGAAAGGCGGAGAACAACAGUUGACCUUGAAGCCUGAGGAAACUGUGAGGCUUAGAGAAGAGCUGAAUUGUGUAAAUCGGAGCUUCCUUCCACCUCAGAGCUCUGGGGAUAGUUCAGAUGACUGUGGUACCCAGUAUCUAUCAUCUGGAGAAAAACAGAAAUACCAGCAGCAAGAGGAUAUACAACAGCUUCGCCAGAAUUUACACCGGCUCCAGAUUCUGUGCAGCUCAGCCGAAAAAGAGCUCCGGUAUGAGCGAGGAAAGAAUUUGGACUUAAAGCAGCAUAAUAGCUUACUUCAGGAAGAAAACAUUAAGAUCAAAACUGAACUAAAGCAGGCCCAGCAGAAGUUAUUAGAUGGUACAAAGAUGUGCUCUUCACUCACGGCAGAAUGGAAGCACGGUCAGCAGAAAAUCAGGGAACUGGAGCUGGAGGUACUUAAACAGGAUCAGAGCAUUAAAUCACAGGACAACCUGAAGGAAAAGCUGGCUCAAGAGAAAUCAAAAGUCGCUGAUGCAGAGGAAAAGAUUUUGGAUCUGCAGCAGAAAUUAGAAUAUGCUCAUAAAGUCUGUCUCACAGACACUUGUAUUUCGGGAAAGAAGCAACUGGAGGAAAGGAUAAAGGAAGCACUAGAAAAUGAAGCUAAGACAAAGCAACUAUAUCAGGAGGAACAACAGAAGAGGUAUAGGCGUCCUGCAGGAGAAGAUGGCCCCCUCAUCAAGGACCUAAACGGACACCUGGCCCAGGAGCUGGGGAAGGUGAAGGAGGACCCGAGGGAAGGUGGAGAAGUUGCAGGCCUGGCUGUUGCCUCAUGCAGAGGUGAGCAGCAGAUACCUGGUGAUGGGGAUGAGCUACAAAAGCACUUGGUCCGACUUUCCAAGUGUAAAAUCCAAACCGCUUCACUUCCGCCCUCCACCCCCUGCACCAGUAAACUGAGGCUCUUACUCCUUGGAGGCCAUGUGGACCCUAAGGUCUGCCACCCAGUUGGUGUAGCCAAAUUCAUUGUCACACCAGGAAAUGAGCUUGACAAAUUCGUGACUAAGAGCAAUGCCAGCCCCAGCAUCGAAGAUGGAAGAGUGGGUGUCACUGUUAAAGUUGCAAGAGACAACCUGGUCCUCAGUGUAGCCCUGAAUGCCCUUGAGGGGACCCUCCAAUACCUGCUUCACUUUGUCAUAUUUGGCAGCUUUCUCCAGGUGGCAGAUCCACUCCCAGAGUUUACUAUUCUGCGGUUCCGGGAGAGAGCCCUAGGCUUUGCACCUUCGAACAAGUUCCCAGGCGAUGCGGAUGUUGCUGGUCACAACGCAGCUUGGGGAACACUGCUAGACUUCAAUGAGAAACAUCACCACCACAAAGUCAAGCUUGGCCGAGUCAAGAACCUUUUACUUCAGGAAGUAGAGCUGCGAGAAAAGAGAAUUGAGCAUUUGGAAAAUGAAGUCAGAAUCCUGCAGCACCAAGUGGAAAAGGAGAAGGCAUUCCAGGACAAGAUCAUUGCUCAAAAUGAUAUACUGCUCCUAGAGAAAAGGAACCUUCUGGAAAAACUCACAGAGCAAGAAGAAUUAAUCAAGAGCAAUAAAGGGGUAACAUCUUCAGUCCAGAACAAAGUACUUCUCCUGGACAAAGAAAAUAAGCAUUUGCAGGAAACCAGUCUCUGGCUCAAACACCAGGUUGGCUUCUUAGAGAGUAUCAUAAGGAGCAUCCAGAUUCGCAGAGAAGAGGAGACAAAAAUUAGUAACAUCCCUGAAUUUGAAGUAUUUUAUAAAAUCUUGCCCCUUCCAAACUCCAGUUUUUCAGGAACAGGUUUGGUAGAGUCAGAUGGAAGUCUUCAAGGGAUUGAGGAAAAUAAGUCAGAAGAAGCAAUGCCAAACCCCAAGUCCUCCAAGUCUCUUUCAUGUUCACAGAAUUCUAAAGCUGGAUAUGUAAAUGUGCCUUUUCUUAAAGAGACACAUUGCAUCGUAGAAGAAGACCAGAAGUCAGAACUAUAAAAUCAUUGGUGGCUAAACUAGGCUGAUCAAAGCUGCUAACUUAAAGCUUGGGCAUGAAGGUGGAACAUGACAUGGAGAACAGUUACCACAGAUCCUCAUGGGACAUCAACCAGGAGCCUUCAGAAUUGCUGAUAAAUUCAUUAAACCAGUUGUAAAAAUGGAUUUCUCAAGUUUGUUUGAUAUCCUCAAAUAUCCUUGUAUUGAUCAAUAAUAGUGAUUAGUUCAAUGGUUUAAUUAGGUUUCUGUUCAGCAGAGCAUACAUAGGCUAAUUCAGCACGUUUUUACUAUUAUGGGUAUUAUUCAUUUUUUAAAAGUUAAAAACAAUGUAAUCAUAUUAAAGCAAAUACUUUAAAAAGAAAAAGAUAUCUCCUAUAAUCCUGCAUUCUCAACACAACUAUUUUCAUUUAUUCCUUUUGGUUAUUCAAAUGUAUAUAUUUUAAAUGGUUGUUGUAUUGUAUGUUCAUUUUCAUGGUCUGAUUUUUAGUUUAAUAUAAUACAUUUUCCUGUAUUUCAACAGUCUUCAUAACUAUUCUUUCAAUAGCCACACGAUAUCCUAUCAUGUUGAUGUUCCAUAAAUUCUGUUGUUUGCA
Herpailurus yagouaroundi (jaguarundi) is the source of this 4750-nucleotide messenger RNA. RefSeq names its product coiled-coil domain containing 30 (gene CCDC30). The record is from RefSeq and is a predicted model, not a curated record. Bases 726 to 4160 code for a protein of 1144 amino acids. The transcript has 26 exons. NCBI's taxonomy places the organism in Eukaryota, Metazoa, Chordata, Mammalia, Carnivora, Felidae.